CCUGCUGCAUCAUCACGUGUCCAUAGCAACUGUGACCGAAAUGAUAUUUUCAUGCGCAAACGCGCAGCUGAAGGUCGGGACGAUGAUUUAACGCGAUGGCGGAGAAGCGUCGCGCCGGUGUCGCAAUCAUGUCCGACUCCAAAUCUGCCAAAGCCGCGGGCGAUGAGCAGCUGCUGUCGCAGGCUGGGGUCAGCGCGCUGCUCCGGGGUGCUCUGCUCCGGCUGCUGGAGUCCAGGCCGCAGGACCCCGUCGGCUUCCUGGCCGAGCAUUUCGCGCAUCUGUCGUCGGAGGCUGAAGACGGAGCGUCGGAGCGUCAGAGCGUGAGCCGCGCUCUCUGGCACCUGAGCCUGGCGCAUCACUCUCACAGGUCAGCGUUUAACAACAACGUCCGUGUGGCGUAUGAGCUGCUGACGCAGAGCGUCCCGCGUCGUCUCGGUGCCGGCGGUGUUCGCGGGAGGCUCUACUCAGAGAUGCUGCGGUGUUUGUGCAGUGAAGGCGGGCUCUCGGGCUCCACCGCCGCUCCGCUCCUGCGCCGCAUCCAGAGCCACGACUACGAGUCCGUGCCCUUCGAGCUCUUCCGGCAGGGUGUCCUGACCUGCGCCGUGUUCGCCGACUACAUCCGUAAGUCUCAGUGUCUGUACGCGGCGGUGGCCAGCGCUCCGGACCGUCCCGCUGAGAGGACGCUGUGCCAGGCGGUGCUCUCCACCCUCCGCGAGGCGCUGGAGACGGCAGGCGGCGCUGACGUGGCGCGAUAUCUGGAGGCCAGCGCCAAGAUCUCUCCCGCCAAAGUGGCUCAGGCCAUGGCCGAGGUUCAGCCGCGCGCGGAGCAGCAGGACGGUCCCACGAUGGACGCGCAGGAGUUUGAAGACGCCGCCGCCGCGCUCUUCAUCGCUCGAGUGCGAACCGUCACCUGAAAUCACCAGGAGUUCUGCAUGGAUCAUUAUCACUGAGAGCCGAGCAUACUGCACAAACAAGAGUAUAUUGAACGUUACAUCUUAAACCAUUGCGUCAUGUUGCAUUCAAGUUUGACCGUUUAGAUGUUGUGAAAUUGUUCAAACAUUGGCGUUUUCUCAAGCCGUGUGACUUCACACUGCUGUCUUGUUUUCCAGCACAAAUAUCUAAAUAUUCUUCAAUCAAGAUGCAUUUACCAGAGAAGCAAAAUGACAAGAUAUAAAGUCUUGUCUUCUGAAAGAAAUGCUCGAAGUUAAGUGAGUUUAUGCUUAAAACAAGAAAGUGAGGACAGAAACAUAAACUUAAUUCAAAGGGAA
Molecule: messenger RNA, 1268 nt
Organism: Sinocyclocheilus rhinocerous
Lineage: Eukaryota; Metazoa; Chordata; Actinopteri; Cypriniformes; Cyprinidae
Gene: tpgs1
Product: tubulin polyglutamylase complex subunit 1
Exons: 2
Coding region: 96-914 (272 amino acids)
Biological process (GO): protein polyglutamylation
Molecular function (GO): microtubule binding
Source: RefSeq, a predicted model, not a curated record